Messenger RNA from Fonsecaea erecta, 837 nucleotides. RefSeq lists its product as hypothetical. The transcript is spliced from 2 exons. Gene Ontology annotation, molecular function: oxidoreductase activity. The record is from RefSeq and is a predicted model, not a curated record. The coding region runs from base 1 to 837 and encodes 278 amino acids. Lineage: Eukaryota; Fungi; Ascomycota; Eurotiomycetes; Chaetothyriales; Herpotrichiellaceae.
AUGGCCAUCACAACCCAAACAACCGCCUCUUCAUCACUCGAUGGGAAGGUGGCUCUGGUCACUGGCGGUUCUCGAGGGAUUGGUGCCGGCAUCGCGCUCCAUUUUGCCCGCAAAGGCAUUCGGGCACUGGCAAUCACAUACGCCACCAACCUGCAAGCGGCCGAGGAGACCUUGUCCGAAUGCCGCUCCAUGUCCCCCAAUCUGAAAACAGCUGCCAUCCAAGCGGAUGUUCUUGACCCAACCAUCGGCCCAAAUCUGAUUCCAAAGGUGCUCGAGGCGCUGGCCAUAGACAGAAUCGACAUCGUCGUCAACAACGCCGCCCUUGUCAAUGACCUGAGUCUGAUCCAGCCAUUCGUGAACACAACCGCCGACGUUUUCGGAAAGACGAUGCAGGGCAAUGUCUUUGCGCCUAUGAGCAUUAUCAACGCGGUGUUGCCUCAUUUGCCACCCAAGGGGGGUCGAGUAAUCAACAUCUCGAGUGUUGCAAGCAAGCUCGCGAAUUCUGAUCCGGUCCUGACGUAUGGGGCAUCCAAAGCCGCACUGGACAGCAUCACACGAUCCUUGGCAAGUCUCCUGGGCAUAACGACUGGGGCAACCUUCAACAGUGUGUCCGUGGGACCAACUAGCACGGAGACGGUGCAGGAGGCAUUCAAGAAAUUUGGGGAUAAAUUUUUUGACGACGCAACGAAGUUGUUCACGACCGAAAAACGGUUGGCAGAGCCCGAGGAUGUUGCUUUGGUCGUUGGGUUUCUGGCAAGUGACGAGGCAAGGUGGAUCAAUGGAUCGAAUAUCGCGGCAAACGGGGGAAAUAAAGAACUGUUGGCUUUGCAGGGAUAA